Molecule: messenger RNA, 703 nt
Organism: Neohortaea acidophila
Lineage: Eukaryota; Fungi; Ascomycota; Dothideomycetes; Mycosphaerellales; Teratosphaeriaceae
Exons: 1
Coding region: 117-680 (187 amino acids)
Source: RefSeq, a predicted model, not a curated record
CCAAUUACCACGCACCUCAAUUCAUCUUCUUUCAAAAGUUAUUCUCAACCUCCAUCGUACAGAAACGCCAACCAGCACCCCACAAAGUUCCACUCAAACACGCAUCAACAGCAACAAUGUCCAACCACCAACAAUCCGCCAUCAUCUGGCCCGAAAAGUACCUCCCAGGCACAACAGACAACUACACCAGCAACGAAACCAUCGCCCCCGGCCUAACCGCAGCCCAAAUCUGGGCAAAGCUAAACGACAUCACGCAAUGGUCAACAUACUACGGCCACAACGUGGAGCAAAUCACGCCCCCCUCCUCCGGCCCGCACCUGAAGAAAGGCGACGUGUUCAAAUUCUCGACGUUCGGCUUCCCGGUGCUCGAGUGCCCCGUGAUGGAAAGCAUGCCCCCGGAGAAAGGGCAGGCGGGCCGGCUGGCGUGGAGUGCGAAGUUGGAGGGGAGCGAGGAGGAGGCGGCGGAUGUGUAUCAUGCUUGGCUCGUGGAGGAUUUGCCAGGGGGCCGGGUGAGGAUUUUGACGCAGGAGAGUCAGAUUGGGAAGCCUUGUGCGGCGUUGGCGGAGGCGCGGCCGAAUAAGAUGUUGCUUGGGCAUCAGGAUUGGCUGGAUGGGUUGGUUGCUGCGGCGCGGGGGCAGAAGUUGAAGGAGACGAACUUGGGGAGUGUGGAGAAGAAGUAGAUGGGGGGAGAUGAGGAUGUAUG